AGCAAAACUUCCUUUUGAGUCAAAAGCUCUGUGGGAGUGGACGGAGGUCGAAGGUCACAAUUUCUCUGUCUCGGUUGGUCAUCAGAUGUGUCAGUCCAGACUGGACUAUUGCAUCAACUCGUAAUUGGAACUGAAAAUGCUAAAUAUUUUAGUGCUGCUUGUGACCUCAGCCAAAGUGUGCAUUGUCUAGCUAUGGCAAACAGUUUAUAGGUGUCCUCAGUUCUCCAUGCAAGAAUUCUUCACUUUUACACAACUCACACAGCAUUGACUUCUCUGAGUGCAUGGGUUAUCGUCAACCUCAUACCCAUGCACAUGAGAGCCACCACAAUAAGAAAAUGCAGUGUCGUCAUAGAAGAGAAAGAGUGGAGCAGUGGAAUAAGGGAUGGUUCAAAACACAAACAAGGAGAUGUGCACUUUUCCACUUGUACAAUGAACAGGAAGCCUCGCGGCAGCAUCGUCACCGUGUUGGC
Messenger RNA from Geodia barretti, 470 nucleotides. NCBI's taxonomy places the organism in Eukaryota, Metazoa, Porifera, Demospongiae, Tetractinellida, Geodiidae. The record is from the annotation of a GenBank genome assembly.